Messenger RNA from Eremothecium cymbalariae DBVPG#7215, 1806 nucleotides. RefSeq names its product Aep3p (gene AEP3). NCBI's taxonomy places the organism in Eukaryota, Fungi, Ascomycota, Saccharomycetes, Saccharomycetales, Saccharomycetaceae. The record is from RefSeq and is a predicted model, not a curated record. The transcript has a single exon. The coding region runs from base 1 to 1806 and encodes 601 amino acids. Gene Ontology annotation, molecular function: protein binding.
AUGAAUGGUAUUUUGACAAAACUUGGAAAGGCUAUCCAAGUUCCUUGGGUUGCGGAUACCAGUUUAUCAACGGUGAGAGUGAUAUAUCCUGAGAUUUCUGAUGUAACUGCUCUUCGUAAACAAACAAAACUAGAACAUUCUAAUUCUGUGUCGAAUGACCUAUUAAAACCUAGCUCAUAUUCCCCUAUACCAGUCAAUCUUAUACAUUCUGAAGUUCAGGAGUAUCUGGCGUCGAUGAAUGCACCUCAUCUUGUGAGGCAAAACAAAAGAAAUAGAGAGCCUUAUGAUAUUGAAAGAGCUAGAAAAUUUUAUGCAAAUGUGAAAAUUAUUAAACAAUGUGCUGCUUCUAAUGAGCUUCUUUUCAAUCUCACAAGUAGGGAAGUAAGCGAAAUAAUUGGCUCCUUAAUGCGAAUUACUCCGAAGCAGGCUGUGGUGACUUCGAAAGAUGAUAGAACGUUUCCUAGGGAGCUAUUUCAAGAAAUUCCUCCAAUCCCUGACUUUUCCUCAGAUCCAGAAGCUUUAGAAAGAUAUAUUGGUUUAAUUACACAUACAAAUUUCCAUUAUAAGGCUUCUUCCAAGAGGUGUGGCAUAAUUCCAAAAUUACUUCGAAACUUAAUGCACCCAUCUAAUAUCAAUACGAGAAUUUUGAGAACGACGACCAUGUUCAACGAUAUGAUUUACUACUUCAGUUAUAUUUCUGAUUUUGCAGCUUGCCGAGAGGUGUAUAGCCAAAUGAAGAUAGAAGGGGUACAGCCCAAUACGAGAACGUAUAAUCUUCUAUUGCGUAAUUUAGUGAAGAAUAGUACGCGAAUAAGAAAGAAAUUUCCAUUCAAAGAGGCUUUAUUCUACUUAAAAAAUAUGGAAUAUAGGGGAAUACAAGCUGAUCCAAUAACCUGGUCAGAAUGUUAUAGGCUGUUGCUUGAUGAUAUUUCAAGAGAUAUUUUUGUUGAAAAGAUGGUUGAAAAACAAAUCCCCAUCUCUGCAGACUUUUUGACGGCUGUGCUUAAAUCUGGAAAUUAUAAUUCUACAACAGCUAUAAAAUUCUUGAACACAUAUUCCGUUCCAAUAACUGCUAAUAUAUUCAAAUUUUUUGUAAGAAAAUUGAUCGAAGAGGGGAAUUAUGAAUCAGCUUGGAAUUUUUUAGCGCAUGCUAGUUAUAAAGAAAACUUCCAUGUAAAUUGUGACUGUUUCAAUAUACUGCUGGAGGUCUUUGCAGAGAAAGGACGAAUAGAUUUGUGUGUGUUGACAUUCAAUACGAUGAAAAGUACCUUUAAUAUUAAACCCAGCCUUAAAUCAUAUCACCUACUCUUCAAAGCUCUUUCUAGGAAUGGGUACCAUAAAAACUUUAAUGUUAUUUAUGAAUGGUUAAGAAAUUCUAUGAAGAAACAUACUUCAGGUUUAUUCAUUAAAAACUACUGGGUUAUAAAGUGUAAGGCAAUUAGUAAGUUUAACACCCAAAGAAAAGUAUCAGCUGACCAGUUAGCAAAAGCCACCUCAUUGAUUGAGGCAAGUGUAUGGUCGGAAAAGGGUUUAAAGCUAAAAUGUUGGAACGAAUAUAGCCAUUUAAGAAAGACUUUCAGGCUAUUAGGAUGUUUGCCAACGACUGUGAAGCCACAAAAAGCAUAUGAGAACACACCAUUGACAGUAAUUGAAGAAAAGGCAGCUUAUAAGGAGCGUAUUAAACUUAGAGCAAUCAAACAAAAUCAUGGUACAAAGAUUCCUUAUUUCAGCAACCAUUUCACUGCAUUGAAAGCUGAACUUAUGAAACGAGGAAUCCUUGCUUCAGAGCCGGAUAUAGAUAAAUAG